Penaeus chinensis is the source of this 690-nucleotide messenger RNA. Its product is annotated as hybrid signal transduction histidine kinase I-like. Bases 1 to 690 code for a protein of 229 amino acids. The record is from RefSeq and is a predicted model, not a curated record. NCBI's taxonomy places the organism in Eukaryota, Metazoa, Arthropoda, Malacostraca, Decapoda, Penaeidae. The transcript has a single exon.
AUGCCUGACCCAACGACGGGUAUCUCCGAUCACACCCCACCUCCGGCGCGACCACAAUCUCCCAGCAACGGCAUCAGCACCAGAUGCCAGGACAAAAGCAUUUCCGGCCAAGUGCCUCGCCACAUACCACCAUCUCAAGGACCAGCGUCGUCCACAAUAUACCAGCAUCAGCUCCAGCACCACCAACACGAUUUCAACGACGCGAUCUCCACCAACAACGGCGAAAUGCCUCACUACGCCACCACUUCUACUACCAGCACCUUCUCCAACAAUAACAGCAUCACCAGCAUCCAGGAGAGCAGCUUUCUCGGCAACACACCGCCAUCGGCAUUUUUGGUGAAAUGCCACGUCGCUCAACUAUCUCCAACACUGUCACCACUGUCUCCAACAUCACCGUGUACAAAAAUAACUUCACUCUCCAACACCACCAUCUCCAACACGACUACCAUCUCCAAAAGCAAAACCAUCUCCUCCACCACCACAAUCUUCAACACCAUCAUCAUCUCUCCCACGACUCCAACAUCACGAUCUCCAGCACCAAAACCAUCUCUAAAAGCACCACUACCAUCUCCAACACAAUAUUAUCUACAAAAGCACUACCAUCCCCAACGCUACCACCAUCUCCCAAAUCACCGCCACAAUCUCCAACACAAGCACCAUCUCCAUCACCACCAUCCUCUCCAACACUAA